This is a messenger RNA of Danio aesculapii, 2904 nucleotides long. It is a transcript of the gene mau2, whose product is annotated as MAU2 sister chromatid cohesion factor. NCBI's taxonomy places the organism in Eukaryota, Metazoa, Chordata, Actinopteri, Cypriniformes, Danionidae. Gene Ontology annotation, biological process: maintenance of mitotic sister chromatid cohesion; mitotic sister chromatid cohesion. Gene Ontology annotation, cellular component: SMC loading complex; chromatin. The record is from RefSeq and is a predicted model, not a curated record. Bases 28 to 1833 code for a protein of 601 amino acids. Gene Ontology annotation, molecular function: double-stranded DNA binding; protein binding. The transcript is spliced from 19 exons.
GAGUCUCGCAUUGUUGUUGUUGUGGUGAUGAUGGCGGCUAGCGCGGAGGCCCCGGACUCCUGGUACCUGGCGCUGCUCGGUUUCGCCGAACAUUUCCGAACCUCCAGUCCUCCUAAAAUCCGCCUGUGCGUGCACUGCCUGCAGGCCGUCUUCCAGUUCAAGCCGCCGCAGAGGGUGGAGGCCCGCACGCAUCUGCAGCUGGGCUCGGUGCUCUACCACCACACGAAGAACAGCGAGCUGGCCCGCACGCACCUCGAGAAAGCGUGGAUGAUCUCACAGCAGGUCCAGGUGGCUCAGUUUGAGGAUGUGAAGUUCGAGGCUGCGAGUCUGCUGUCGGAGCUCUACUGUCAGCAGAACCUGGUGGAUUCAGCGAAGCCACUGCUGCGCAAGGCCAUCCAGAUCUCCCAGCAGACCCCGUACUGGCACUGCAGACUGCUCUUCCAGCUGGCGCAACUGCACACGCUGGAGAAGGACCUGGUGUCGGCCUGUGACCUGCUGGGGGUUGGAGCUGAAUAUGCCCGAGUGGUGGGAUCUGAAUACACCAGAGCGCUCUUCCUGCUCAGCAAAGGCAUGCUGCUGCUGAUGGAGCGUAAGCUACAGGAGGUUCACCCGCUGCUGACGCUCUGUGGGCAGAUCGUGGAGACCUGGCAGGGAAACCCCAUCCAGAAGGAGUCUCUGCGGGUCUUCUUCCUGGUGCUGCAGGUCACGCAUUACCUGGACGCUGGACAGGUGAAGAGUGUGAAGCCGUGUCUGAAGCAGCUCCAGCAGUGUAUCCAGACCAUCUCCACGCUCCACGAUGACGAGAUCAUGCCCAGCAACUCUGCAGACCUCUUCCACUGGCUGCCCAAAGAGCACAUGUGUGUCCUCGUCUACCUGGUGACAGUCAUGCACUCUAUGCAGGCCGGGUAUCUGGAGAAGGCCCAGAAAUACACUGAUAAAGCCCUGAUGCAGCUGGAGAAGCUCAAGAUGCUGGACUGCAGCCCAAUCCUGUCCUCGUUUCAAGUGAUUCUGCUGGAGCACAUCAUCAUGUGUCGUCUGGUGACGGGACACAAGGCCACGGCGCUGCAAGAGAUCUCUCAGGUGUGUCAGCUGUGUCAGCAGUCUCCUCGGCUCUUCUCCAAUCACGCGGCUCAGCUUCACACACUGCUGGGCUUGUACUGUAUCUCUGUGAACUGCAUGGAUAACGCAGAGGCUCAGUUCACUACGGCACUGAGGCUCACCACGCAUCAGGAGCUGUGGACCUUCAUCGUCACUAAUCUGGCCAGUGUUUACAUCAGAGAAGGCAACAGACACCAAGAGCUGUACAGUCUAUUAGAGAGGAUAAACCCAGACCACAACUUCCCCGUCAGUUCCCACUGUCUGCGCGCUGCUGCUUUCUACAUCCGCGGCCUGCUCUCCUUCUUCCAGGGACGCUACAAUGAAGCCAAGCGUUUUCUGCGUGAGACACUGAAGAUGUCGAAUGCGGAGGAUCUGAACCGUCUGACGGCCUGCUCUCUGGUGCUGCUGGGACACAUCUUCUACGUGCUGGGGAACCACAGGGAGAGCAACAACAUGGUGGUUCCAGCGAUGCAGUUGGCCAGCAAGAUCCCAGACAUGUCAGUGCAGCUGUGGUCAUCAGCUCUGCUCAAGGAUCUGAACAAGGCCUGUGGGAACUCGAUGGACGCUCAUGAAGCUGCGCAGAUGCACCAGAACUUCUCCCAGCAGCUCCUGCAGGACCAUAUAGCAGCCUGCAGCCUACCGGAGCACAACCUCAUCAAUUGGACGGACGGGCCUCCUCCUGUGCAGAUUCAAGCUCAGAAUGGACCAACAACAAGCCUGGCGAGCCUACUUUAAACACACACACACUGUACAUACAUGUCCUCUCACUCACUCACACACACACACACACACACACACACACACACUCUCCGCUGCACUCCUCUGUCUGCUGUUUGUCUGUAAUUCAGCUGUUUGUAUUGACGGUUUCUGCUGGUGUGCGUGUGCGUGUGUGUGUAUGUGUGUGUGUGUGUGAUGAACACUCCUCUCUCAGAGCAGCAGACGGGUUGGUUAGACUAGUGAACCAGCAGCUGAUUGUAAUCAGAUCAUCAUCAGACGUGUUCCUUUAUAAUAAUGCCUCAGAUGCUCCUCAGUGUAGUGUCAGGGCUUCCUGUGGUUCAGCAGCUCCGGCUCGCCACAUCGUCACACACUCCACCUGUGUUUUAUUUUGGCCUUCGACGUUAGUUUGAGGAGACUCUGAGAUGCUCAUUACUGUAAUGUUCGUUUAUUUCAAUGCUGCAUUACAGGAGUGUGUGUGUGUGUGUGUGUGUGUGUGUGUGUGUGUGUGUGUGUGUGUGUGUGUGUGUGGUACUUCCUCUCCUUCACGCUGGUGGUUUCUGCCAUUACAGUGAUGAGCUGCAGGUGGUGGAGUGUGCAGCAGGGGGCGCUGUUUCUCUGGGUGUGUGUGUGUGUGUGUGCAGCGGAGCACUGACACUGAUCUUUUCUAGGCUUUGAUAUUCACACACACACACACACACACACACACACACAUUUCCAGUUCAGUACCUGCUCGUCUGCUGUUUUACUCUGUACAGGCGCUCUGAGGACAGUCUUUUCUUUUAAUGCUCUUUACUCUUGCUUCUCUUCCUCUGUAGUUUUAACAGAAAGGUUUAUUAAAUUUUGUAAAGUUUGAAUAUUUAUAUCCCACAUUAACAAUAUUAGCCUCUGUCUUUAUUUCUGAUCUGUGUAAAUGUUCUGAGAUCUGUUGUUCCUGUAGUGUAUUGUAGGUAAAGCUCGUCCUGGCCUCGCUCUGCUCUCAGAUCAGCUCCACGCUCUGCUCAUGACUGUAUUUUAAACUCUUAUUAUUAUUUCUGUGUGUCUGCUUCAGAAUCAGCAGGAUUUUUAAAUAAACUUGGAGAAGUGUGUGAA